UUUAACGACAAUGUGAAAGUUGACCGUGUUGUACGGUGUGUCGAAACCCCGAGAAUUUGCUCGUUUUAAGGAAAGUCGGAUAUAUAUUCGUGCACGCGUGCUACUGUUCGUUCGGGAUGUCACCUAAUUUGACUCCUACGACUAUUCAACAUUUACUAUCUAAACGAAAAGCAUCGCCGAUCCUUUUCUCACAUCAGUUUACGGUUCAUUUAAUGGUUUCUUUUGUGUGGCUAAAAGAAUCUGUUGUGCAGUCACAGUGUGGUGAUAUUCCUUCUGAAUUUUAGUGAUCGUAAACGCGUACGCGUACAUUUUCGACUCCCACGCACCGUUGUCCCUACGCGAAUACUUGCUUUUUGGUAGUUAGCAAUAAAUAAUAUUUAAACACGUUCGUUAACGUGAUCGUUACUAUCUUACUACUGCUCGAAUGUAAACAGCAUUAACCGGAUUUAUUACUGUUAACAGGUGAAGUAAAAAAUCUACAAAGUAGAAGUCAUGGAUCUCCAGGUGCAAGGGAUGUGUACUGUGCAUUGUCCCUGGAUCAAGAAGAAAUAUUUAGGACAACAACAAUGGAAAGAACUCUCAAUCCAUUUUUUGGAGAAGAAUUCCAAUUUGAAGUACCUAGGAAAUUUCGUCAUCUUGGCAUUUAUGUUUAUGAUCGAGAUAGACAUUUAAAGCAAGAUAAAAUUUUGGGCAAAGUAGCAAUAAAGAGGGAGGAUUUAGCAACAUAUCAUAAUAAGGAACAUUGGUUCCCUUUGAGACCAGUCGAUGCUGAUUCUGAAGUUCAAGGCAAAGCGCAUUUGGAACUUGCUCUCCAACCUCAAAUUGGACAUGCACAAUCUAAACUUACAGUGAGAAUCAUAGAAUGUAACGAAUUAACUAUUAAAAAUGGUGGCUGUGAUCCAUUUGCUACUGUUACAGUCAUCUAUAGCAAUGGUAAACAAAUAUCAAAACGCACAAAAAUUAAAAAAAAAACAGUCUCUCCAUACUUUAACGAAACAUUUAUUUUUGAGCCAGAAAUAACAGAAUUAAAAGAGAAGGAUGAUUCUCAUUACCCUAUUGAAAGUGGAGAAGUAGGUGAAGUAGUUGUAGGUUUAUGGCAUGCAUCUCCUGGUAUGGGAGAACAACCAGCUUUUCUUGGUGAAGUUAGAGUUACACUAAGAGGCCUACAGAAGCAACCUACUAGUACAACGACUGCAUGGUACUUUCUACAGCCCAGAGCAGCAAAACAUCGCUUAAGUAAAAUUUCAAGCAGUUCUACACCAUCUGGUGCUUUACCAGGUUUAGGAUCUCUACGAUUAAAGAUACAUUAUACAGCAGAUCAUGUUUUUCCAUCAACAAUGUAUGAUAGACUUAGAAAUUUAUUGUUACAAAGUGUUAAUAUUCAACCAAUAACAUCUUCUGCUGUUUAUAUUUUGGGAGAAAUUGUAGCAUAUAAAAUGGACGCUGCGCAACCAUUGGUUAGAGUGUUAGUACAUCAUGGACAAUUGGUUUCUGUAAUGCAAGCUUUAGCUAGUCAUGAAAUUUCAAAAUUAACUGAUCCAACAACAAUAUUUCGUGGUAACACGUUAGUAAGUAAAAUGAUGGAUGAAGGUAUGAGAUUAGCAGGCCUUCAUUAUUUGCACAGUACACUAAGACCAGCUAUGGAACAAGUCUUCCUGGAAAAAAAGCCAUGUGAAAUAGAUCCAACAAGAGUAAAGGAUGCAAAUACAAUUCAAACUAAUUUAGCAAAUCUAAAGGAAUAUGUUGAAAGAGUAUUUACUGCUAUUACAACAUCAGGUGUGCGGUGUCCGCCUUUAAUGUGUGAAAUGUUUUGGUGCUUGAGAGAACUUGCAACAACGCAUUUUCCAAAAAAUAAGGAAGUAAGAUAUUCAGUUAUUAGCGGAUUCAUUUUUCUACGAUUUUUUGCUCCUGCAAUAUUGGGUCCAAGAUUAUUUGAUAUUACAACCGAGCAAAUUGAUUCUCAGACUAAUAGGACGUUAACAUUAAUUUCUAAAACAAUUCAGAGUUUAGGUAACUUAGUAAGUUGUAGAGGUGGAGCAGGUAGCGUUUGUAAAGAAGAAUACAUGGAAUGUGUGUAUAGAGAAUUUUAUACGGAAAAGCACAUACAAGCAGUUAAACAAUUUUUGGAAUUAAUAUCGACAAGUAGUAAUAGCGGUAUUACAAAUCAACGACCGAAUACACAGCAAGACCAACCAGUUGUAUUAAAAGAGGGAAUAUAUUUUCUCUUCUUGCAUACUGCUGAUUGUGAUAAGAGAAUAAUGAUUAAAAGAGCACAAGGAAGAAAGCGUUUUGGUCGUAAAAAUUUCAAACAGAGAUACUUCAGACUUACCACACAAGACCUGACAUAUUCUAAAACGAAAGGUAAAGAACCUUUAUGUAAAAUACCACUUGAAGAAAUUUUAGCUGUUGAAAGGCUUCAAGAAAAUUCUUUUAAAAUGAAAAAUAUGUUUCAAAUAAUUCAGUCGCAAAGAGUAUUAUAUGUUCAAGCUGGCAAUUGCGUAGAAGAAAAAGAAUGGAUUGAUAUCUUAACAAAAAUUUGUCGAACGAACAACAAUCGUUUAGAAAAAUACCAUCCAAGUGCAUAUAUCAAUGGUCACUGGCUUUGUUGCAAAGCAGUGGCUGAAAUAGCUCCAGGGUGUAGUGAGGUGUCACCGGGUGUAGAAGCUGGAUUACGUAUGGUUCUAGAUCCAGAUAGAGAUUUGCAACGGAUACAUUCUUUAAUAUUUACAAACAUGCCGAGACUUGAAACGUUAAUGAGUGCAUGUGAAUGUCAAGCUGUUUAUGGAGCUAGUGACAUGUGUGUUAUACCGGGUGGUGGAUCUCCAAUAGAAGAUGUGCCCUCUUGUUUUAAAACAUUAACUGCAUUGAGAGAAGCUGCGUAUGCUUUACAACAUGAACAUAGAGCCUAUUUUAGGAGAUUGGCACGCGAUACUAAAUAUGGAAGCAAGCAAGCUCCAAUUGGUGAUGACAAUUAUCUUCACUUGGCAGCUAGAGCUGGAUUUGAAAGUCAGUUAACAAAGUGUGCUUACGAAGUGGAUAAUUUAAAUCAACAUUAUAUAGAAACAGAUCAUUGCUAUGACAGUGGAUUUUCUAGACGAAUAGAGGAUCGACGAUACGAUGAAACAUUUAGGAAAUGUUUAGAUUCUGAUUCGAUACAUCGUAGGUAUGAGAACGAAAACAAUUUAUUACGACGGUAUGAAAAUAAUACUGACACCAUAAAAAGUAUCCAAAAUGAUCUCAAAAACUUCGACCAUAGUUUAAAUAAUACGUUAAGAACAGAUAAGUUUGAAAAAAAUGUAAAUUUAGAAAACAAUAGAAGAUUGGAUAGUUCCAGUUUAUUGACAACUGACGGAAUUAGUAUGUCUGGUAUCAAGAAAAUUCAGCAGUUAUGAUCAUAUUAAAAUAUCGAGUGAAUGUACAUACAGUGACAACAUUAAAAAAUAACGCGUAUUCUUGUAAUUCUUUGAAUGAAUAUGUCAACUAAUAAUUUUUUUCGAUUCUGAACAUAAAGAUGAUACGUUUCUAUGAACUCUUCGAAAGUUUCUCUCAUGCGUUCACAUUACUUGCAUUCUCUACAAGAAUCUAGCGUUUAAAUUCAUUCAAAUUGUAUAAAACUAUUUUUUACAAUGAUGUGCAGUAUAUCUAGUUUAAGGACACACACUCAUUAUUUCUUAAGUUAUUAAAGGUGCAAACAAUUGUUUACAUAAAAAAUGUGUACUUCAGACAAAAAAUUUUGACAGAGGAUUUAAACUUUUUACUAUGUUUAUCGUUUUUUUAAAAAAUUGGGAUCUCAAGAUAUUAUUAGAUAUUACGAUGAACGAAAGCAUUCGAUAUAAAGUUCACUCGCUGUUUGAUGUUGCUAAUGAAAAUGAAUGUAAUUUUUUGAGUUUCGCGUGUCAAUAACCAUACAAAAAUUUAGUAGAUUAAAUUAAUUUUUAACAUUGAAGGAAAACAAUGAUUGAACUUAAUAUUUGGUAUUUUAUUGUUGAAAAUUGACAAAUUCGUAUUACAUUGAGGACGUCGUCCAAUUUCUCAUUGAAAAUUUAACUUACUUAAAAAUAAUAUUAAUAUUUGAAAAUAUAUAUAACGUUUUUGAUUGUAGGCUUCAUAAAAAGAAAUAAUCGGCAAUUGAUAUCGCUGUUUGUCUUCUAUCUCGAACACGUCAAUGAGAAACGUAAUAACAAUCGAAUCACAAAGUAUUUUGUUGAUGCACUCGAAUUUUUCAAAUGCAUAACUGGUCAUAUAAAUUUUAAAUCGAGUCACGAAAAGUGUAUUACCGGUGUAAAUAAUUUCUUUGUACCUUAAAUAACUUCAAAUUUUUAUCUAAACUUAAACUAAAUAUACUGUACAAUCAUUUCUGUUUUAUAUACUGUUGACUCUCCUUUAAUAAGGAGUCAUCUUUUUUAUUUAUAUGCACAUGUUUUUAUGAAAUUAAUUAUUUUUAAAUUGCAUAAAUUCUAUAAUAGUGUUAUUACACAUAAUCUGUUAAAAACCAUGUUGUGAGCAAUACUUCAGGAAGUAAAUAUACUUCUUGAUAUAUUAUCAUGAUGCGCUUAAUAUAAUAUUUUGUGACAAUAAAGAUUUCUUCUAUUUAUUUAUUUAUAUCUUGUUCUGAUGUAUUGAAGACACAUGUGCAUAAGUAUAAUAACGAACUAAAUUAUUAUUGAAUUGAAUCUGUAAUCUCAUUAUCAAGAGAAUUGAGUCAUGAAUAAUAUGAGUAAAGGCACUUGAACUUUUAAUGUACAACAUAUUAAUUGAAUUAUUGCUUUAUAAUUUCAUCACAUUAUAUCAUUUUGUACUUGGCGGUAUGCUGUUAGUAAUUAAUACUAUUCAUAUACCAUUCAUUUCUAGAUCUUUGUAAAUAACAACCAAAAGAACAUAAUAUAUAUUAAUGAUGAUACUUGAAUAUUAGAAAAGAUUAACAUUGGUCGUGAUAACUUUUACAAAGUCAAAUCAAACAGCAGCACAAUAUACUAUAUGAAUCAUGCAAAUGAAAUAAGUAAAAUUAAACUGUACAUAGUGGCAUUAUAAAAACUAUUAUAAUCAUGAUUUUCAAAUUCGUUUUUGUAUCUUAACAUAGGUUUGACAAGUCAAAUGUGUAUAAAAAAUAUAAAUAUAUUUAAAUAUAGUAAUUUCAUAAGUUUUCCAGUGAUUAAGUACAAUGUGUUAAAUUCUGUAGGAUUUUCAUUUAAGCUUUUUCUUAUUUUGUUUUGUUUCUUUCUUUUUCAUAUUUUUUUAUGCGUUUAAUGAUUUGAACCGAAAAUAUGAUCUUUUGCUGCAUUUAUCUUUGUGAAAAUGUUUUUACUCGGAAUUCGAAGAAGUAGCUAAAAUUCCUUUUAAAAUGUGUUUAUGUCUUAUAACUUUUUGUGUGACAAACUUGUACAUAGAAAUACAUAUCUAUAAAUUUUUAUUAUGUUACCUAAUUAUAAAUUGCUCUUAAUACUUGAAACAUUUAAGAAAGUUGCAAAAAUAAUUGUUAACGGUAUCGUCAAAUUUAUGAUUUGUCAAGAAUGUUGUAGUACAGAAAUGAUCUUAUUAAUGUAAAUAAGACUGCUAUUUCAACAUAAUUAUAUUUAAUCUUUAUUCUGUUUGUUAAGUGUUGUAAAUGAUUAAUAAUUCAAUAUUGCAAGACAGAUUCAUCGAUACAUGUGACAUGAUUGUGAGAAUCUUGUAUGUAUAACCUACUCUUAUGGGCACACAAAACUCAUAAUUGGCAUUUAGUAAAAACUUCGUCUUUCAUAAAUUACGUUACAUUUAAAGUUGUACUCAAUAGUUAUAUAGGUACGAACAAUUUCAUGAACUUUCCCCUUAAAGAGCAUCAACUCGUAGUAUUUGCUCAUUAUUUAAUAAAAUAUUUUUGUAAAAUCAUUUAAAAAUAUUAUUCUUGCAUCAACGACAUUCUUUUUACCUCAAAUAGUACACAAGAUAUUUUUUAAAUAACUUUAGUAAAAAAAAAUGCAAAUGAUCUGCAAAAAAUAAAAAGUUAAGUAUUUGUAAUUUACAAAAUCUUUAAAAACAUUAAUAAGUAAUAUUGAAUUUUUGAUAGCUUAUGUAAUAUUUAUUUUUAAGAGAAAAUUAAAUGUUUCAGUAAUUUCCUGAUAUUAUACAAACUAAUGAACAAUUAGAUAUCUUGAAAGCAAAGUUGUACUUUUAAUGAUAGCAAGCCAUACUAAAAUAUCCCUCCAAAUUAGCGAAUAAAUUUAUGUAGUUUAUAAUAUAUUAUAAAUAUUACAUAAUUUACAUAUUUUUUAUUUGUACAGUAUACACGAUUAGUUACUUUCACGUUGUUGAGGGUAGGGCUACAAUAAAAAUUUGCAUUAACUCUUUAGAUGUAAGGUUGGAAACAACAUUAAGGAAGUUAUUAAUUAAUUGAAAUAUUUAUAGGAUAGCUAAAUUAUUGAAUAACUGGAAUUAAAACGGCAUAUAAUUUUUAAAUUGAUACAUAUCCAUGCAAUGCCUUUAUGUAAAGUACUACAGAUUUUAUAAAGUAAGAGAAACAGAUACUAACACUAAUAUAAGACAAUAUAGAAUGUCAAAAAUGUUAGAUAAUUUAAAAAAAAAAGAUCUAUAUAUGUUCUAAUCUUUCAAUACGAUUGUACUGUACAUACGUAGGAAAAGUAUUUGAAUGAUAUCAUAAGUUGAUCAUUGUAACAAAUUUAUAAAGUGUCAUCUUAUAAGAAGGCACAAACUAUUCGCACGAAUGGUUAAAAUAAAUCAAUUUUUGCAUUCAGGAAAGGAAUUUACUGCAAAGAUCAGAAUUUAUAUUUUCUUAUCCGGUCGAUUCAAUUGUCUAAUCUAGUUGUGACAAGAUUAAUUCCAUAUUUUCAAAUCGCAAAUUUAGAAUAGUUUAUAUAUAAGUUAACGAUAGCGAGCAGUAACAAAAAUUCAUAGGACAAUCUUCCUGUAACAAAAAGUAAAUAGUUUUUCUAAGAUGGAAUGUCCAACUCUUACUCAAUUGUAUACAAUGGAAGUCUAUUAUAAAGACAAAAAUAUUGAAUAGUUUUCAAGACUAUAUUGAAUACAUUUUAUUGUAUAUAAUAUUUCUUUAUUGCAUAACUCACUAUAGUUGUGCAUGCAAAUUCUGCUUACAAAUAGUAUUAUUUAUGUUAAAAUUGUUCUACUAAUUGAAUAUUAUAGUAAUACUUUUGUAUCCUAUUUCAUUGUGUUCAUUAAGUUAGUAUUCGUCUUUUUUUCUUUUUUUGGCAGAAAUCUUUAAUAUGACUACGCUUUGAAGUUAUCGGAGAGCUAAAAGUUACUCCCAAAUAAGUGUAUUUCGUAAAUUAUUUAUUGAAAUUGAAACUAAGCUAUAUCUUAUACUAAACAUUAUUACGUAUUUUAAUGUUGUAAAUAUGCUUUCUACGGUAAAUGUUUUUUAAUGAAUUUAAGUUUAUAAUUUUGUAACUCGGAAUGUUAAUAAACUGUUUAUUAUGGAGCGCCA
This is a messenger RNA of Hylaeus volcanicus, 7438 nucleotides long. It is a transcript of the gene RasGAP1, whose product is annotated as GTPase-activating protein. The record is from RefSeq and is a predicted model, not a curated record. The coding region runs from base 567 to 3392 and encodes 941 amino acids. Gene Ontology annotation, biological process: regulation of GTPase activity; intracellular signal transduction. The transcript has 15 exons. NCBI's taxonomy places the organism in Eukaryota, Metazoa, Arthropoda, Insecta, Hymenoptera, Colletidae.